UCGGUGCUGGUGCCGUCACUUCUCUACGGAAGAGAGGAGGAGGGAGAGUAAUGCUUCUGGUAGGACACGUGGGUCGGGCGCGGUCCAGUGUACGGGUCGCGGGGCUUACUAUCGUUAGCUCGGGUCAGGACCUUGCACCGGUGAGGGUGAACCGAAGCGUUCCACUUUACGUCUUAAAAUUUCUGUGUGCCUGACUUCAUUGUUCCCCAAAAUCGGCCGCAGAAAGUCCAAGAAGUGCUGUCAUUUGGUUGCAGACGACAAGGUGUUCAACUACUGUCGUCUGCUUUGGCUGUCGUCUGUCUCCCAAGAGUUCGUUUGCUUCCUUGCCAUGCAUCUGCAGAGCGGGAAGCAACCACGGUCGUGAUGUCAUUGUGAAACCCCCUGUUGUGAUGGUUGUGUUGAGUGUGCGUUUGGAAUCGUUUCACGAGCAUUCGGAGGCCAAGUAGUUUGAAAAAGGAAUUGACGUCAUUCAGGCAAGAUUGUUGUCCGCCCUGGAGUGUGGCACCCCCCCAAAAGUACACGUCUUUAGCCUUGCGAACGACUUGUAAAGUUGUGACAUUCGGAGGAUUUGUAGAACACAGAAUAUCUGCUGUGAAGUAAUAUAAAUUGGUUUACGGGACUGCGGCAUUAUUGACGUCUUUUAGUAGACAAGGUAUUUUGUUCGUAAAAGUGCGUCUCACAAAGGAACUUCUGCUGUUCACCUACGUACGGAUUCUCCAAAGUAAUGCAUAGAUGAGCUUUUCUUCGUGGAUCUUUACGAAUACAGCGGCACUAAAUCCACAAUGCCUACAAACCUUCACACUGAUGGCAGUGCCAGCUUUCUGCGAGCUGCCAGGGCUGGAAACCUCGAGAAGGUCCUGGAAUACCUGAAAGGAAGCAUUGAUAUCAACACAAGCAAUGCGAAUGGAUUGAAUGCCUUGCAUCUGGCUGCUAAAGAGGGACAUGUGAAUGUUGUGAAUGAAUUGCUAAAGCGAGGAGCGAAUGUCAAUGCGGCAACGAAGAAGGGCAACACAGCUCUGCACAUAGCGUCGUUGGCAGGCCAGGAAGAGGUGGUGAAGAUUCUGGUGGCGAAGCAGGCCAACGUGAAUGUGCAGUCGCAAAAUGGCUUCACUCCGCUGUAUAUGGCGGCCCAGGAGAACCACGACAAUGUCGUGCGGUUCCUCCUCGCCAACGGCGCCAAUCAGAGCCUCGCCACUGAGGAUGGGUUUACCCCCCUAGCGGUAGCCCUCCAGCAGGGCCAUGACCGCGUAGUGGCGGUGUUGCUGGAAAAUGAUGCCAAAGGCAAAGUACGGUUGCCUGCGCUUCACAUUGCAGCCAAAAAGGAUGACUGCAAAGCAGCUUCAUUGCUCCUGCACAGCGAGCACAACCCAGACGUCACAUCAAAGAGUGGCUUCACCCCCUUGCACAUAGCUGCACAUUAUGGCAAUAGCAAUAUUGCCUCCCUCCUCCUUGACAAGGGAGCUGACGUCAAUUUCCCAGCCAAGCACCAAAUUACUCCUCUUCACGUUGCUGCCAAGUGGGGCAAGAUCAAUAUGGUGAAAUUAUUGCUGGAGAAAGGUGCCAAGUUGGAUGCAUCAACCAGAGACGGCUUGACGCCGCUCCACUGCGCUGCUCGUAGUGGACACGACCAAGUGGUGGAACUGCUGCUGGAGAGGAAUGCACCAAUUACAGCGAAAACCAAAAAUGGUCUGGCUCCACUGCACAUGGCGUCCCAGGGCGAUCAUGUUGACAGCGCUCGCAUUCUCCUCUACCACAAAGCUCCUGUUGACGACGUCACUGUCGACUACUUGACGGCGUUGCAUGUGGCGGCGCACUGUGGCCAUGUUGGAGUGGCCAAGCUGCUCCUGGAUCGUAGGGCCGAGCCCAAUGCCAGAGCCCUCAAUGGGUUCACUCCACUCCACAUUGCCUGCAAAAAGAACCGCAUUAAGGUCGUCGAACUCCUCCUCAAGCAAGGGGCUUCCAUUGAAGCAACCACUGAGUCUGGUCUGACCCCUCUGCAUGUGGCAUCGUUCAUGGGCUGCAUGAACAUUGUCAUCUACCUUCUGCAACAUGGGGCCAACCCGGACAUCCCAACCGUGAGAGGAGAGACCCCACUUCACCUCGCUGCACGCGCCAACCAGACGGAUAUAAUUCGCAUCCUGCUGCGCAAUGGAGCACACGUUGAUGCCAAAGCUCGGGAGUUGCAAACAGCUCUUCACAUUGGGGCCCGUUUGGGCAAUGCAGACAUGGUGGGACUGCUGCUGCAGCAUGGUGCUGCUGUGGAUGCCCCCACUAAGGAUCAAUACACACCACUCCAUGUCGCAGCGCGGGAGGGGCAAGACGAGGUGGCAGCACUACUUCUCGAUCACGGGGCUUCACUUUCAGCUUCCACUAAGAAAGGCUUUACACCUUUACACCUUGCUGCUAAGCACGGGAACAUCAAGGUUGCCAGACUGCUCUUGCAGAAAGAUGCACCUGUUGACGCACAAGGAAAGAAUGGUGUUACGCCCCUUCAUGUUGCUGCGCACUACGACCACGUGAACGUGGCCCUCCUGCUUCUGGAAAAAGGAGCGUCGCCUCACGCUGCAGCCCGCAAUGGCUACACACCCUUACACGUGGCUGCACGCAAGGACCAGAUGGACAUUGCCUCCACCCUGCUUGAAUAUGGGGCCAAGCCCAAUGCAGAGUCCAGAGCAGGGUUCACGCCACUGCAUCUUGCUGCACAAGAAGGCCAUGCGGAUGUCGCUACGCUACUUGUCGAGCAUGGAGCACAGUGCGAUGCUAAGGCCAAGAACGGACUGACUCCGCUCCAUCUUUGCGCACAAGAGGACCGUGUGAAUGUGGCUGCUGUCCUGGCCAAGCACGGUGCCCAGAUAGACCCAAACACCAAGGCUGGGUACACACCCCUGCACGUUGCCUGCCAUUUUGGCCAAAUCAACAUGAUCAGAUUCCUUCUUCAACAUGGAUCCAAUGUUAAUGCGACCACAGCUCAUGGCUAUACACCCCUUCAUCAAGCUGCCCAGCAGGGGCACACCCUUAUCAUCAACCUCCUCUUGGAGCACCGGGCUUCACCUAAUGCAACAACCAACCAAGGGCAGACAGCCCUGUCUAUUGCCCAGCGGCUGGGUUACAUCUCAGUAGUGGAGACCUUGAAGGUCGUUACGGAGACCAUAGUCACCACAACCACUACCACGGUGACUGAAGAGAAGUACAAAGUGGUCGCUCCCGAAACAAUGCAUGAGACCUUCAUGAGUGACUCUGAGGAUGAAGCUGACGAUGAGCAUGACAUGGGUGUUGUCUCCACAAAGCUGUGCCUCUCAAAUGUGAAGGCUCUAAAGUCUCACACCACGGAUGACAACAUGCUGGGAGACCAGUCAUUCCGCUACCUGACAGCUGACGAGAUGAAGUCGCUUGGUGACGACUCUCUGCCAAUUGAUGUAACUCGGGAUGAGCGGCUCAUCGAAUCUGUCAACGUCACACGCGAGGCUGGCCAAAUCGCUCCACUGACUCAAGAGGAAGAACGCCUUUCACCAACGCAUGCCCACCAGACAGAAGCUGUGUUUGUCGGCAACUACGCCCCUGACAACAUUGACAUUUCUCGAACCCCUGUCCAUGCUGGCUCCCUCCUUAGUUGGGAUGGGACUGGGUCCUGCUCCUCCUCUUUUGUCCUGACACCCAGCAAGCGCAUGUGGCGCGAAAGUAGCAAGCUAAGAUGGAAGACGUUCUUGGUGAGCUUUUUGGUGGAUGCACGAGGAGGCGCCAUGCGUGGCUGUCGCCACUCGGGAGUUCGUGUCAUCAUCCCUCCGCGCAAGGCUCCAGGUCCCAUGCGCAUCACCUGCCGCUACCUGCGCAAAGAAAAACUGCCUCAUCCGCCGCCUCUUCUGGAGGGUGAAGCUUGUGCCUCCAGAAUUCUGGAAGUGGGUCCAGCAGGAGCAAAGUUUCUUGGCCCUGUCAUCAUUGAGGUUCCACACUUUGCAUCCCUUCGGGGCAAGGAACGAGAGAUCACUAUCUUGCGAAGCGACAACGGUGAGACCUGGAAAGAGCACACCUUGGAGGCAUCCGAAGAAGCUGUCCAGGAGGUACUCAAUGAGAGCUUUGAAGGAGAGGAACUGACAGCUCUGGAGGACCUCCACACGAACCGCAUUACUCGUAUCCUCACAACAGACUUCCCCCAGUACUUUGCCGUUGUGACACGCAGCCGACAAGAAGUGCACGCCAUUGGCCCCGAGGGCGGCCUGGUCAGCUCGACUGUCGUCCCUCAAGUGCAGGCCAUAUUCCCCGAAGGCGCCCUCACCAAGAAGAUUCGCGUGGGACUACAGGCCCAACCAAUCCACUCUGACCUGGUGACCAAGCUGUUGGGCAACCGUGUGGCCGUCAGCCCGAUCGUCACUGUGGAACCUCGACGGCGCAAGUUCCACAAACCCAUCACACUCACUAUCCCCGUACCACAGGCGGCCACCAAGGGCAUGAUCAACCAGUACAGUGGCGAUGCUCCCACACUGAGACUCCUCUGCAGCAUUACAGGAGGAGUUAAUAAAGCCCAAUGGGAGGAUGUCACAGGAUCUACACCACUGACGUUUGUGAAUGAUUGUGUUUCCUUUACAACUACGGUCUCGGCAAGGUUCUGGCUCAUGGAUUGCCGGCAAGUGAACGAAGCAACUCGCUUUGCAACAGAGCUGUACGCCGAGGCAAUCCACGUGCCGUUCAUGGCCAAGUUUGUGGUGUUCUCCAAACGCCACGAUCCCCAGGAAGCCCAACUGCGCGUAUUCUGUAUGACGGACGACAAGGAGGACAAGACACUUGAGACCCAGGAGCAUUUCACAGAAGUGGCAAAGAGCAGAGACGUGGAGGUUCUGGAGAACAAACCCCAAUACCUGGAGUUUGCCGGAAACCUCAUCCCAGUUACCAAGUCCGGGGAGCAACUGAGCUUGACGUUCCAGGCGUUCCGGGAAAACCGGGUACCAUUCAACGUGCGCGUCAAAGAUCUCCACCAGGAAGCGCUUGGCCGAGUAGCCUUCAUGAAGGAACCUCGUGGAUCACGCACAGAUCCUCCUCAGACACCAAUCUGCAACCUUAACAUUGCUUUACCUGAGUUUGAAGCCUCAAGAGCAGUGUCCGAGCUCGUCACGCUGGAGAAGAAGUAUGGCUUUGUGGAGGAGACUGGCCUUGCGAAGCCAGAGCUGAUCCACAGAGCAGACCUUCGCCUGUCGGACAUAGCGCGAGAGUUGGGCAAGGACUGGGAACCUUUAGGCCAACAGCUGGACAUUCCGGAAGCAGACAUCCAUUCAAUCCGAGCCGAGUGCCCCGGAGACCUGGCCCAGCAGGCCCUGCUUGUGCUGCGACUCUGGAUGCAGAGAGCCGGCCCCAGGGCUACAGGGAACAAUUUGGAGAAGGGCCUCAGAAGAAUCAACCGAGAAGACAUUGUGAACAAGUGCAUGUUCAAUGUUGAACUGGUUACGGACGACGUUGAGAAGGCCGUAGCUAAAGUGCACCUUGACCAAUCAGGGUUUGACACCUUCCGAGAAGAACUUGGGACUUCACGGAAUGCGUCGCUCAAACGAGACACCUCACUGAAUGCCUCCUAUGAUGAGCCUGACCUGAUGAAGGAGGCUGAAUCGGCAGAAGAGACAAGCAGUGAGACUGGCUCUGUUCAUGAAAAGCAUGGUUCCUCUGAGGCUAAGGCUCGUAAGCUCAAGAAGUCGGACACCAGGCCCAGAACGCCAUCUCCCGACACAACGCAAGUCACCGUUAUAAAACGGAGCUCGAAGGAAGGCACUCCAACCAUCGCACUCGAAGAGAGCUUUGACGAUCCUCGAAUGGAGAACCAUGUCCUUCCCAGUGAAAGGACAGUAAUUACGGAUCCUACCUUUGUUGUGAUGAAAGAAUUAAAAGAACCUCCAGAGGCAUCGCGCGUGCCUGGGCACGAUGACCUGAUCACGCAGGGUGAGCUAGAUGAGCUCGUCGAGGGCGUACUCUAUCCCGAAGCUAAGGGGACGGAGAAGAAGCAGAUUGGUCCAGUUAUCGUGGAAGAGCGAGAACUGUCGGAUGCUCCAGACUCCAUCGUGAAGGUGGUAUCCGUCACAAAGCGCACCGUCACCCAGCUCCCGGUCACGGAAGAAGUGCCCGUUCAGCAAGUCGGAAGCCGACUUCCAGGGAUCAUGGAAGGAAAAGAACAGCCAGAUGUUGUGUCCACUGUUGUGACGGAGGUUGAAUAUAAGAGUGGUCCGGAAGCAGCGGGGAUUGUGUCCUUCCCCACAGAAACGCAAGAGAGAUUAACGCAUCCUGGCACACUUCUUCCAGCUGACACAUCGGACGUUCGUCAAGGUGACGUCGUGAUCACCACAGACCCAGAAAUGAUGCGUACGGUGACGACGACCGUAGAACGCUUUGAAGGCGAACCACAAGAACUUGGAACCACGUAUAUCCUGAGCGAACUCCCCGAUGAUCAAACUGAAGGUACCACUCGGGUCGUCCGAACGGUAACGCGAGAGGUUAAAGGCGAACCCUCGGAAGAGUCUGUCAUUACGGUGCAGACGACAACCACAACGUCUGCGUCUGCUCCGGGCAAGCAGCCGGAGCUCUCUGCUAACCUUCUCGACGAGAUGUUUAAGGACACCGGCAAAGAAAGCCCUUACGGCCGGAUCUUGAAGGCAGACGAAGUGGCUAAAUUGAAGUCCAAGCCUGGAAUGAAGAAGGAAGACCUGGAAUUACUGGAUCAGCUGUUCCCAGAUCAGGGACCAUCGAAGACAGCAUAUCCUCCAGAGGGCCUUGUGCCUGAGAAUGUCAUAAUCCCAGAAUAUCGCACAUUCGUGAUGGCAGAGGAACCAAAGAAGCCGAUGUCGCCCAAGAAGAAGGAACGUGUUCUCGAGAAGAUUGGCCGAGCUCUCAGUCACGAUGAACAGGAGGGUCGACAGAGGCCACGUUUAGUGAGGGCUGCAACAGUGGAUUCAGCGACACUAGAAGAAUCUCAUAAGGAAGAAGUACAGGAACCCCCGAUAGCAAUGCAGAAAGUUGAGCAAAGUGAAGCCAAACCCACAGUAUUGCCAGCAGUUGCAGAGUCCACAACCCCAGAGGCAGCUCCUAUGGAAGACGAACCAUUGACCAAGUCAACGGAAUUCAGGACCUUGCCAUCAGACGACGCCAUCGUGACAAAGACAACAACGCAGUUCCAGGACGUUCUUGAUGAUGGCACGGUCAAGCAUACCGUAACGACAGUUACAAGGACGACCAUCAUCCAGGAAGUGGACGAAGGCGCACCUCAGGCCGAGAUUCCCUCUGCUCCCCCUGCUGCGGAUGUCCUGCAGCAGCCUGGAGCCAAGCCAGGAGAAUCUGAGACUUGGGCUUCUGACCUGGACACCAGCCAGGUUUCCGUGUCUAGCCUGCCCGAAGACGAAAAAACUGAGCCCACUGCCACCCUGUCAAGUGCCACCACCACUGCCGAGGGUGCUUCAAGUUCGGAGCCCGGUGUUCAGACCCAGGUUGAAGAGAAAGAGUGGACGGAGACAGAUCCUGACUCUGGUGAUGUCCGUCGUGUGGUUUGCAAGACUACCCACACAUCUGUGUCCUCGGCAAAGCCGACUGAGAGUCAACAAAGCAAGGACAAAGCCAGUGAUGCCGAUACGCAGCAAGCGUCAGACGAAGAAGAGUCGUUGACGUUUGUUCAAAAAAGGGAAUUUUUUGAGAAGUUGUCCGAGCUGUCCCCUCCCAAAGACUCCAGACCUCGCCUGAGUAGCACGCCCUCGCUGGAUACCACGCUAACGCGACCAGUUGCAACGCAGAGGCCGCGGCCACGCUCGGAAAGCCUCACCAGCCAAGGGGAGAUUGUGGAAGAAAGCAUUGUCUUCUCCGAGAGGCUCAAGAAGUUCCAGCAAAACGAGGGUGCGCUGCCUGAGCAGGACGUCUUUGAAGGCUUUGAGCAGGCCGAGUGCCAACUGCGAAAGGUCCGUGAGGAAUUAGAAGCGGACGUUCUGAAGGAGGCUGCAUCCGAUUCGAGAACAAGGCUGUUGGAAGGCACCAGCAAACUAGCAUUUGGGCAGGCAGACUCUCGGCCAAAACCUCCGUCAGAAAUCGUAGGAAGCAAGACGGAACUGAAACUGCUUGUGCGGACCAGUGAACCUGGUAAGGAGGCGUUGGACAUGAGGUUAACCGAGUACAUGGACACCGAAGGUCGGCACGAAGAACAGCAACAGUUUGCUCGUGUUCUUGUGCGGUCGCACGAUACGGAAGGAGACGCCUAUCAGCCAAAACGGGAUGAUGCUCCGUCAUUACGAGCAUCCGCAAGCCCCAUUGCAUCUUCGCCAAUGCAGCCCCGUGAUUUUGGUGAUGUCCCUCGUGAUUUCGGCGCUCCGGACAGCCAGGUAGAUCGCAUGGAAAGUGGGAGCGGGCUACCAUUAGGAAUAAGCUCUGGCGAUGUUUACAGUACGUGCCCACUUUCCGAACCUGCCCCGGGCUCUGUUUCCGAGCAACUUCCUGGUGAUGAUGACUUUGGUGAAGGUUUGAAACAGAAAGCUCAGUUUAAGAUGAGUGAACCCGGUAGAACAGCAGGGCCCACAGCCACCCUUGUCACUUCUGCCAACAUCCUACAACCUCACUUAGCUGAUGUUUUAUCUGACAAGCAACCGCAGACGCUAGACAUCACGGAACACACAGAGUCCUCCAGCAUUCUAGAAAGAUGUAUCGAAGUGUCAAAGGGGGACAUGGGCAUUUCCUCUGUGGGGAAGUCCCUUAUGAAAUCUGAUUUUGUUGAAAUUCAAGACCAGCUCACUUCUGCAUUUGGUGAGGAAGUAUUGGUGAAUGAACCUGAACGGGGUGCCAAGCAGGACGUACCAAGAGGUCUAUUUGAAGCAUUGGAUGUAACGGAACCUUCAUUCUCCACUAGAAAGCUUGAGGAAGGCACAGCAGUGCCAAAACAUGCUGUUGAAGAACAUGUGAGUGCCUCGGAAACUGUGGAAGAAAGGUUGCACUACGCACCAGCAGUUGGUCAUGAUGUUACUACUACUGGUGAAGUAGAUGUUGAAGAGCCUCUUGCAAGACCAUCAAAUCUUGUGGAACAGCUAACUGAGUUAGCUGAGGAUACAGGUGCUGACGGGGAGCCUGCAAAAUCUGAAUGCUUUGAAUCAGCGUUUGACGAGUCUGAAAAUAUAUCUUUCUCGUCCAUGGACGAAGGUGGCACGUAUGACAUUCAAGAUAACGUGGAAGAACUUGAAGGGUAUACUGGUAUGCCUGCAUCUGUCUGUGAAGAAUCAACUAAGAUCAUAGUAGAAUCACCCGCGACAAGUGUAAAAGAUCUGGACGACGAAACAGUGCUUUCUGCAAGAAAAUCACCAGUCAUAACUGAGGUUCCGUAUUCAGCGGAUGAAGACGCUGUGUCGAGCACCAUUGAUGAGGGUGCAUCUUCUCCUGCUAUUGAAGAGCCCUUUGAAGGGAAGCUCAGCAUGGAGAGGGAGGAUCACGAAUACGUAGACACGAAAGAUUUCACAGAGGAAACAAAGGUGAAGGUAGCCGGUGUUUUAAAGUCAGAGAUGACAGACAGCGGGAAAGAGGAAUCUUUACAAGACGAACUUAAUUUUGUACACAAGCUGGAAGAAGGGCUUGGCUUCUCUCUCUCUUCUACGGAUGAGGAGAGAGCCGCACUCAAAGAAUGCAAGGUGGAAGUUGAGAAACUCAAGAUGGGUCACUGGAUGCAACAAGAACAGGAUGAGGACACUGCGUUGUGCGCCGUUGACGAGGGUGCAUCUUCUCCUGCUACUGAAGAGCCCUUUGAAAGGAAGCUCUGCAUGCAGAGGGAGGAUCACGAAUAUGUAGACACGAAAGACUUCACAGAGGAAACAAAGCUGGCUGGUGUUUCAAAAUCAGACAUGACAGACAGUGGGAAAGAGGAAUCUUUGCAAGACGAACUUAAUUUUGUACAUAAGCUGGAAGAAGGGCUUGGCUUCUCCCUAUCUUCUAGGAAUGAGGAGAAAACAGCACUCAAGGAAAGUAAGGUGCAACUUGAAAAGCUUGAGAUGAGUCACCGGAUGCAGCAAGAACAGGUGGUAGAAGAACCUGUCACUCCAAACAUAAUUCCGUCACCCGCCGUUGAUUUCGAGGCUCACCUACUUCCAGAACAGGUCAAAGAUGUACAUUCGUCGAUUGUCAAUGUUCUUGACGAAAUGAUUGUUAGCCCGGUACUCUCUGACCGAAGCUCUGAAAUCCAAGGUAUGAUGGGAAGGGAAUCAAGCUCACCCGAGAUUGAGCCAGAAAUUAGAUGUGACUCCACGCCACCAAGAGAGCCGAUGUCUUCACGCGAUUAUCAAAGAGAAUCUUCGUUCAGCAGUGAGAAAGCUGGUUUCCAGGAUGAAGCUGCAACUGUAGAAAUUGCACGAUUCUUGGUUGAAGAAGUGCAGAGAAAGGCGGAAGACGUCGUGUCCAGCAUGAUGCCGCCCGCCGAAGUGUGGUCUGUCUCGGGAAAGCAGCGCAGGAUGAGUGAGGACGUUGAGGAGGACAGGCAGGAACUUGCAGUUGCUGCAUUGGAGUGGGAAGAACGGCUCGAAAAAGCCGAAGAACACUUGCACUCAUUAGCUCAGAUUGCCGACAGGAGCCUUGCUGCACAGACAGCACUGGAACAGGAAGUUGAGGCGCUUAAAGAGAAGGGCAUUUAUGACCAUGCUAAGUUUGGCGACACAGAUGGUUUGGGGACUUCGUAUCGUGGCCCUGCUCACUUGCACCAUGAUGAACGCAUUGAAGAUACAUUACAUGCCCCAUGUUAUGACACUAUGGAUGUCUCACCUGGCGACGAGUUUCCCCAGUCUUCUAUACACGACCUACCGAGUCAGUACAUAAGCCACGACAGGUAUGUAGAAAACGAUGAAUUUGUCAGGGACGAAUUGGAGACGGAGAAGGCCGCAGAGGCAUUAGCAAGUCCAGAAACUAGCACAGGCCCUGUUGAAAAAGAAGGAACUGAUAAAAGAGAAGCACCAGUUAAGCAACAAGAAAAAUAUGCCAUGGAUCUGCGUGAAACGGCAGUCCUGCAACACGUGCUGCAUGGUGAGAAGAUGACACCUGACAGUGAGAACUUUGAAUCGUCAGGUUAUGAGUCGCUAGGAACAAUAGGCUCUCCCUUCAAGACCCUUGACAAGAGCAAAGCAUGUCCAGAAAAGCCACCUACAGAGAAACAUGUUCAGGCUGAAGACGAUGUUACAGCGGAUGUGCCUGGAACGAACACGUACCAGGUUGAAGAAGGCACUUCCAAGGUCAUUGAAAUUCUGAAGCCAAGGGAAAAAGUAGCGUUUGAUCUACCAGAGUCAUCUGAUGACGAGUUUGAUAAAGACAUAAAUCGUUACAAGGAAGUUGAACUUGCUGUUCCUCUGCAGCAGAUGUCAUCUUUAGAAGAUGACUAUGAAGGUAGCUUCUCUAGUGGAGACCUUCAAGCAGAAAAGAUAGCAGAGUUCCUAACUACUGAUACUACUGGCUCUCAUCCAGUCAAUUUUCCUCAAGUGUUCCAAGACAACGUUCACGCUGAGGAAAUAGCUUCCACCUAUUGCCUGCACGAGCCAUCUGCACUAAGUAGCACAGUGAGUGACACACCCUUACCCGGCCCAGUUGCACACGAGGUGCCUGUUGAACACCAUACCAGAACAUCACCCGCAAAGCGUGUGGGAUUUUCUAUGGAUGGUGAAAGAACAGUUGUGGCUUCGCAUAGGGGCAGGGAGCUUGAUAGUUUGAGCCGAGAAACUGCCACCUGCAUUGUGGAUGAGGUGGUUCAUAUUGCAACCAGCAUAGUGGAAUCGAUGCAAGAAUCGGAGCUGGAAAGGUCAGGAGGGCACGACGACCACAGCACAUCCAUCCUCUGCCAGUCAGAGGAACUCGUAAAAGAUGCAGCUACUGUGUCGUCAGUGGAUAGAACGCCUCUGACCAUUGGUAGCAAAAUACCUGAUGUUUCGUUGUCAAUGGUAGCAGAGAAAGUAUCGCCUUUGGACAUGCCAGAGACAGAAGGCAUUUGUGAAGUGGAGUCCAGGAGCAUGGUUAGUCCACUCGCUCAGGCGGCAAUGGUGCAGAGUGCUUCCGAAACGAGCUUUACGGCCAGCAUGGCGCCCGAAGGACCACCUGCUGUUGGUGUGAAAGAAAUUUAUGAACUGUUUAAAGAGACUGAGGAGCCUAAAGAGAGGAUGCAUUACAUGGUGGAGCUUGGUGACAUUCCCUACGUCCACACUGAUGUACUGGAAGAGGACGAUCAGAAACGGCGCAGUUCCCCCACCGCAGAGUCCUUGGACGACCAGGCUCAAAUUGAGAAGUGCAGCAAAGAAGUUAUGAUGCAGCUCCUGGAUGGGUUCUCGCAGAGCGACAUAGAGCUGGCAGAAGUACGAACCGAGGACGAGGCGCCAGAUAUUGAAGACGACAUGCUGUCCCCGGAGGGGUCGGCGGAAGAGAGGUCGGCGCCUUCGUCGAGGGAGGGUGCGAAGGUAGGUGCUGGAGCAAGCGAAAGCACUGGCAGUGGCUCGUCACUCCAGUCGCACCGCGAGGUGCCCGGAACGACUGCGUUAGAACCUUCGUAUGGUGGAGCAACAGAAUUUCAGCCUCAGUCAUCAAUGGAAGUAGAAAUUGGAAGUCAGACCAGCGGAGCACCGCCUGGUCUGUCCGAGUUUGAAUCGGAACUUGGCACUGAGGAUGUUGCCGAUGCCCAGAAGGAUGGUGCAGGGACAAAUGCAUCAUUGAAGGAGGAGACCGAAUCUGCAGUACAACAGGGGAGUGAAGAGAAGCUGGGUUCAGCAGAACGUGGUGAAAGCUGGAAACCUGCAGAGAAGGCUGAGACCCCUGAGCAGACCACUGCUCAGCCCGCUGCAAGUCCCGAUAAUGUCCCUAGUUUCGACAGAAAUCUCUGUCGGCCAGAGAAACGUUCCCCUUUACUCGAAGCUUCACCCCCUGAGGAAACAGACUAUAACAUGGAGCAGGAGAUAUCCCCCGCUAAAGAGUACCCUGACUAUCUGACUCCCGACAUGCAGGUCAGUGUCGGUGUGUCGCCCACGGAGGGUUUUCCCCCUUGCGAGAGAAAGUAUUCGGGUGGCGACAGCUCGGAAAAAUCACCGCUGCCCGCUCAAAAGAAUGACGAUGUGUUUGUUCCAUCCUCUGAGAAAGUGCCAUCCACCGUGGAAGCCCAUGGCUUUGGCGCAAGAUAUUCAGAAUCCUCCUUAGAAUCGUCCGCGGACGUGGAUUCGCCAAAGAUUCCGCUUUCAGAACCCGUAAUGGCUUUCGAAAACGUUGCGUUUGCUGGGGAGGACAUCAUCGAUGCCUCUUCCGAACCACCAGACGAACUGACUAGCCCGUGUGGCACUCGUAGCCCCUACGAAGUUGUUCGGGAAACAGCUUCUGAGGCCUCUGUGGCAGCACUCAUCAAACACUCUGAAGAAAAGCUACAGGAAGAAGUCUGUGCCCAAAUGAAACAAAAGUUACUGGUCUCUGCACCAGACGAGCCACCUAGCAUGCACAUGACAGGUGUGACAAUAACGCAGCAUGUGGUAACGGAAAUAUAUACGGAAGACGUGGGGGGACCACCCGUUGACAAGAGCCCUGCAGAGAUCAAAGAGACCCUGAAGGAACUGUUUCCUGGAGGGACAGACUAUCUGACGGCAGGGUUGAAUGUGACGGGUAUCAUUAGGUCCCCUAUUUCUCACAAAGGAAAUAGUGAUGAUGAAGAUGGGGAAGAAGAGGAGUGGGCAGACAGAGUGUUGUCAAAGAUCAAGGACAGACCAGUUCCACCCACACCGCCUGCAUCACCUCGCACGGUUCAGAGUGCAGUUGAAGUCAAAGAGCAGGUUACUUGGGAAGCUCCAGUUGAGGAGCACAUUGAAGAAACGGUUGAAGAAGUGAAAGAGAUACCAGCUGAAGAGCAGGUUAUAAUAGAGCAUGACGAGGACAUUUGCAAGGACAGCAGCAGCACUCAAGAGGAGACGACAGAUAGAGAUGCCUCCUACGAAGAGUCAGGCGUACAGCAGGAGGCUACUGGCAAAGACGAGGUACGGCCACAUCAUAAGAGGCCUGUUUUAGAACAUAUUCCAUCCGAAAUAUCAGAUGAAGACCUGGUGGAGAGAGAGCAGUCACCGACAGGCCAUCCUCCAGACACCUGUCGUGAAUGGAAGGACGACUUUUCAUCACGGAGAGACUCUUCACCUGAUAGUGACAGUGAUAAGGGUGGAGGUGGUGCUGUUGCUCAUGGUGGACUGCCUUCAAGCACAGCUGUUUUAGUACAGUCCACAACUGGUCGUGAUGAGGAAAAGCCUAGUUGUUCCACGGAUAAACAGGACAAAACACAAGCCGCUGAAAGUGAAGCUGCAGAUGAGGGUUUCUUAACUGCUACUCUAGCCAAGGAGGUCUUGAGUACUGUAAAUGAAUUUUCAACCGAUCUGAGAAAGGACAAUGUGAAAGAUAUGUCCAGGAUCCGAGAUGAUAGUUCUGCUAGUGUUGGUAAAAUAUCACCAUCAGAACAGUUGUCAUCACCUCCUGAAAAAAAAAGUGAUAGUGACAGUGGUAAGGCGGAUGCUCCUCUAGUUAUAUUAAGAAACAAAACCAAGGUGACGAGAAAGACAGAAAAGAGAACAUCACGUGACCUUGACACACAGUCAGGUUCAGAAACUGAUCAGAGCCACUACUACUCAUUUGAGUUGACAUCAGACUCUGGCAAGACGCCAAGUCGCCCAACGUCUUCGGAAUUUGAUAUCAAUGUCCUGAGUGGCCAUGCAUCUUCAGAAUAUGAUACCUGUGUCACAUCCCAAGAUGCUUCCUAUGCUACAGCACCCACAUCCUCUCAAGAAGUGUCCUAUGCAACUGCCAGGUCUUCCCUUAGUGGAAGUUCGCGAGAAUCGGCAUACUCAGUAGACUCCGAGAGCUCCGGCCACUUGGGGAGCCUAGAAGCCUCUGAGGCCAGUGACACCAUAGUAGCAUCAGCGCACGAAGACCUGGAAUCUGAUAAUGAGUCACAGAUGUCGAGCUCUAUCUUGAGGGAGCCUUAUGACGGUAGCAUUUCAGAGUCUGUUAUUAGGAGCGGAGUGGAGGUGCCAUUUUUACCAAACUGGCAGACCAGCAGCAGCAGUGUCUCGCCAGGGCAACACACGUCUUAUGCACACAGGUUCCAUCAGAUGCCGGGAGAGAUGACUGGUGAUGGGUCGUCCAGCCCGUUCGAGAUGAUCUUGCAGGAGUGUGUCGGCGAGUACUCGAGCACUGCCGUUACCAGAUCAUUGGAGUUGCAGCAAGAUGUCCAUGGUGACACUGGUAGUACAACCCUGGAAAGGGGAACGGAGGAUCAGAUGGUCCGCGGUGACAUUUUGAAUGGAGCAGCGGGCACAUCAGACGUGACGCGUCACACACGUGACGACCGCAUGGCUAUGAGUCACGAGGAGGAACCGCUGUCGAUCUCUGAAAGCUCGGCCACUCAAAGUGAGCUUACUUGGCAGACGAGUGUCGAGACAACCGUGGAUAUGGGGCAAGCGCGUCGGUCCUCCUGCGAUGCCGACCGGUACCAGAGACAAUCCACCAUGGCUGACUCGGCUACAUAUUCCCUACCUCGCGAUGAAGCUGUAGUAGUUGGGGACCUGGCAGACCUUCAGGCAGAAUUGGAUGACGUUGCGGACGACGAUGCGACUCCUCCAUUUUCUGAAAUAAAUGGCCCCGUAGAGGUAGAUUACGUUCCUGAAUACGACGAUCCUUACGCGGUCAGACAGAGGGAAAGGCUUCAGCAACAGGGACAGCACAGGGCAGAAGGGGAUGUCCAAGAGCAGCAGGAGGUAUUAGCAGGUCACGAUGUCCAAGUCCACCAGGAGCAGCACGAGAGUGAUGCGGAAGCGGCGGAGCGCACACAGGAUGAUGAUGAACAGGACCAGGGGCUAGAAGAAGGUUACUACACUGAGACGUUUGAAUCAAACUUGUCCACAGAAGAAGUUGAAGGUGCCAUGAGUAGAGAAUUCCUUAUUGGCUCAAAACUCUUGUUGGAUCGUCCUGAAUCUGAAGUCGAUAUCAUUCUUCCAGGGGCAAAAGAUUCGAGCUAUGACGAAUGUCUCGCACAAGACAUUGAUUUACUAGAACGGCCAAUGACACCAGAACCACCUGAAGAGAUUCAUGUGUCAGAAGGUGGAGAAGCAAAGGGUGAGGCAGCAUCUAGUUUCACAAUCGAGCCAAAGGACAGCUUGCUUACAAAGCAGGGAAGCAGUGACACGUCUCCACCUAUUAGCGAAUCCUUCGAGUUCGUGGAGAAAGCUGAUGUCAUGAGCAUUCCCACUGAAGGUGAACAUUUUGAAAUGGUUCCAGGACUGCACACUGAAUCCCAGCUUGCUUUUCUGGUGAAGGAGAUGGAAGUUAAAGGUCACGAGCACGCUGUUAGUCCAUCAGGAGAAGUUGAAUAUUCCAGCAAGUGUGAAGAAUAUGUCACCCAUUUGCAUCAGACUUACGACACAAGUCCCCCAAAAGAUACAGAGAAUGAAUUUAUUUGUGAGCAGGCCAUGGAUGUUGAAAAUGCAAGACUUAUCGAAGACAAGCUCACCGAUGACAGCAGCCAGCAAGAUCAAGAUUUUCCGUUUGACCUCUCUUACCAGCAUGACUACAGUGAUCAAGAAAGGGGUGAUUUUGGAGAGCUCUAUACCCACCAGGAGGUUGAGGAAGAAAACUACGACGAUGAACGGGCUCGACUUCGCUCUAAGCGGCUGAGUCCAGUUUCUGAUGAGAGAGGAUCCACACCAGAUUACGAUACACUGGCAGGUCGCAAGACUUUCUGCAGAGGGAGCGAGAAGGAUGAUGCAUCGACAUCAUCUCUUCAAGAGUUUGAGCGUCUUGAGGCUGAAAUGGCUGCGGGUAAGUCGUCCAGUGUCGGAUCUAGCGACUCGUUCAGUGGACGACAUUUUAAUGCCAAAAGCGGCAGCGAGCAGGACAGUGUGUCCGUUAACUCUCUGACAGAGUUCGAGAAGUUAGAAAAAGACAUAGUUGAAGCCGAAAAUGUAGAUGGACGCGUACGUUCCGAGAUUGCCACCAGGUUGGAUGAAAUCGACGAAGGUCAUGAAAGUCAGGCAUCUGACCCUGGAUUUGAUUUCACGGAGUGCAGAACGGUUGAUUGUGACCAGGAGACUAUGGACGAGAUUGAGGAAAUCAUUAAGCAGGCACGUGCGAAUGUAGCACAGCUUGAGAAAUCUUCGCAAGGCCGUUUUGCAGACGUCGGGCAGACUGCAGAAACUGAAUACACUAGUACGAAAGAUUACCCAGCAUCUGUUGAUGGCGAAGACCUUCUGAGUGUUGAGCCUCCACCAGAAAUGGAAUCGAGCAAGCUGUUAUUGAGCACAGAGCUUGAGUCAGGCAGGGUAGCCAGACAUAUCCUUCUUGGCAGAACUAUGAGUGGUCAGUCGUACGACAAUGGGGAGAGGCGGAGCUCUACAUCAACGGCAACAAAUUUCGACACCGAUUCACUGGUGGACAGAGAUAUAGACGGGGAGGAUUCCGAAGCGAAUCCUCCCUCAGAAACAUCGGCAUGGAGCCUGAAAGAAAAGUCUGAUCUCGACCACGACUCGCUCCACGGGUCACAGUCCUCAGCUCCCCAUGACUCUCUACAGGAGAAUCUCAGCAGAGGAGAGGAAAAGGACUCGCUGCAAGAGUUUGAGCAAAAAUCGGGUGACUUGGACUCGCUACAGGAAGAUAACAGGCAGGAUUCCCUCCACGAGACAAGGGAUAUUGACAUGGACUCCAUGAACGGUGAUCACUCACGGUUCAGAGUUGACCAGGCAGACCGUCAGUCAAGCCCCAUCCGCACAACAGAAUUGUCUCCUACCCUCACCAGGGGCGUUGCUGCCCCAGUCGUCGUGGAGCGAAUUGAUACCCUGUGCUGGGUCGAGCAAGGAUCUUCCAUUCCUGAUCAGGGCAUGCUCACUCAAGGAGACAAGGUCCGAGGUGAUAUUAUGGUUUCCAGCACGGACUCACUAGAACCUAGUAGUUCCGCAAAUACUCAUGCAACUUACCAGUUUGAAACAGACUCCGUCAUGUCAUCUAGUUUGAACAGCGUGCAGACUUCUUGUGAGGAGUCGACAAUGGUGUCGAGCACCGACACAUUAGAUCCCGAACCAUAUGCACAAAUGGCAUACGCCCCGCCAGACUCCGCGUCCCAACAUCUCGGCAUGGAUCUUGCCAUGACUAUGAAAGAGGUGGGUGAGAAACUUCUGGAAAGUCCCACAGAAUUUCCCUCUGAACCGCUUGGGUACGGUUUAUCAAGUGAGCUACGCGAAGAAAUCGCCAGUGUCAAGUCGUAUGUUACUAAAGAGGAUAAUGCAACAACGAUCCGUCAAAUGAAACAGGUAGUACACCAGGAAGACAGUAGGCAAGAAAAAUCUGGAGGAGAAGCACCUCCCGAUAUUGAGGAACAGUUCAAGGACUACCUUCGCAGAACAAUGGGAAGUCCGACAGACAAGGAAGAGGUUGAAGAAAGAAAAGCUGUCGACGAAUAUGGCAACGUCACAAUCACACGCAUGGUGAAGCGGCACAUCACUUCCGAGCCGCAGAUCCACGCCCAAACCUUCACGGGGUCGGACGCGGAAGAGAAGACUCGCGAGUUCUUGCAAUCAUUCAAAGAGAUUGAACCAUCCACGGAAAAGGACGAAUAUGAGGGCUUUGAUGCCGAUGGCAAUCCCAUUCGUGUAACGCAGAAAGUGGUGGUGAGACCCACAGUUAAGACCGUGACGUUCAGUGGACCAAAUGCGCGUGCGCAGAUGGAAGAGUACAUGCGUACUCAUAGUGCGAGGGAAAUGUCCUCCGCGGAGGACACACCGACAUCCGACUCUGGUGUGGGCGCCUGCUCCAUGUCUAGUCCGCCCUCUCUAACGCCUGACCCUCACACUUGCACCGACCUUAUGACCACCACCUCGGCGCCCUUGGCUUCUCCUGGGCUUCGCCACCUGCCAGAUGGAGGCCACUGGACCGAGUGUGAGGGUCUCGAUGAGUCUGGCCAGCCCAUAACGACGUCUCGAGUGAUAACAACAAGAACCACCAGGACCAUUGGACCUGAUGGACAGGAGCAGGUGGUGACUACCACUACCACCUCCAUGGCUGGCGAAGAAGACAGUGAUGAACGCAUGCGUAGAAGCAUGCAGGGUGUCUUGGAGAACUUUAUGAGGGAUCAGGGUCCCACCCACGGCUCUUAUUUUGAAGAGAAUGAGGAAUGAAGCUCUCGGUUCACCUUUUGUGCAAAACUUUAGACGACUACUUUGAAUCUUGCAGUUACCGCGGCAUCAGUUAGGUUUUGAAGGCCUGUUGUGCUACGCUUCCAUGUCAUUGGACUCAAACUGCUCAUGGCUUUUGGGAAGAUUUAGCAUUUUCGAUGAAGGCGUUGUUCUAGCAAACACUGGCUUUCUUUUAAGGCAGUUUCUUUGCGUUACCCUUGUAAACUACGUAUAUAUUGAUGGCACAAGGUUGUCACUCUAUACUGCGUAAGCUAUGUGGUUAUACUCUAAAAUAUUCUACCAUACUUAAUACUUCGUUAUUGCUGUAGGAAGGCCUGGAUUGUAGGCAAGCACAGUGCAUGAUUGUGUUCAGGGACCUGCAGAGACAGAGUAAUUUACGAGAGUGUUGUAUCAUGCUCCCAAGUUUUAGAUUUCUUCCUCAUACAGUGUACAUUUAAUGGCUGUUUUUCUUUCGUUCUUUGUUUUUUAAAGUUUUUUUAUGAAGGACGCAUUGUGUUAUUCUAUAGUUGUGAUUUCAGAAAUAGUAUAUAUUUAUUUUACCACAGAAACACACUUUGACGCGAACACAGCCUCUUGCCAUCUGCUUGCUAGUGCAUGAAGUUCAAUGCUUGAAGAUGGCCAUUAUGAGUCGGUGAAAAGAAAUUAUAGCAGCUAGCCUCAACUUUUAUUGCUUGUGUUCAAAUAUCACCUUACUUUAUGUACAUACAACUUGGAAUAUAUGUGACUUUAGUUUUUUUAGCCAUAAGUAUUUCCUAUUCAUUAUGUAGAGAGCGUUACUAUUAGACUUCAAGCAAAUGUCUACAUUGCCAUCUCUUACAGACCACACAUGUAACCGCUCACUGCCUGUCGCAUAGGGUCGUAUCUGAACAAUGAUCUGUUGUCCUCACAAGGUUACAGCGUAGCUUGUCGUCAAGCUCACGUCCACAUGAUACAUGAGCCUCGAGGCAAUACGAUAUGUAUACAUAGGUACAAGCAUACUACUUAUACUCCCAUCUAUCUCAUGACUUUGACAAAACUGCAGCCACGAUUUGGCUGUUCAGUACGAGAGGGCGUAUCUUUUGAGUGCCUCGCUACCGUUGGCCAAGGAAGAAAGGAGUUCACCUUCCAGCGCAAGAAUGUUGAUGAUUCCACCCUGUUUCUCGUUGAAACGUAGCCACGAGGCCAAUGACAUCUGUUUUCUUCUCAUCCGCAAAGUGCUGUACUGUUCCUGUUCCUGCUGUGCUCUGUUGGAGUGCGCUUUAGGUGUGGUCACGCGUCUGUCGAUUGCACCGGCCGCUAGAAGAAACAGCUGUUCUGUAAUAAUGUGCAGGUAUGUUGUAUGUGACCAAAGUCUUCUUGCUUUUUUUUUUCUCCUGUGGAGCAGAACGCUUCCGUUUCCACAUUGCAUGAGCAAGAUGCCCCUCACUUUGUACGGUAUUAACUGCGCCUGUUGUAAGCACCUCGUUUAGGAGUAGAAUUUUCACAGUGAGGGUCCUGGUCUGGUGGGAAAGACUUUGCCAGCUGCCGGACUCUUGCGUGGAUUUUAGCUCGUGGCAGGUGAUUUACGUACUUUGACUCAUGUAUGUUGUCCAUGUGCACGCUUUUGGACUUCAAUAAAAAAAAAAUUUUCUUGCGACA
This is a messenger RNA of Ornithodoros turicata, 20777 nucleotides long. Its product is annotated as ankyrin-2-like. Lineage: Eukaryota; Metazoa; Arthropoda; Arachnida; Ixodida; Argasidae. Bases 783 to 19142 code for a protein of 6119 amino acids. Gene Ontology annotation, biological process: signal transduction. Gene Ontology annotation, cellular component: cytoplasm. Gene Ontology annotation, molecular function: protein binding. The record is from RefSeq and is a predicted model, not a curated record. The transcript is spliced from 44 exons.